This is a messenger RNA of Sphaerodactylus townsendi, 2993 nucleotides long. It is a transcript of the gene TUBD1, whose product is annotated as tubulin delta 1. Lineage: Eukaryota; Metazoa; Chordata; Lepidosauria; Squamata; Sphaerodactylidae. Gene Ontology annotation, biological process: mitotic cell cycle; microtubule cytoskeleton organization. The record is from RefSeq and is a predicted model, not a curated record. The transcript is spliced from 6 exons. The coding region runs from base 381 to 1388 and encodes 335 amino acids. Gene Ontology annotation, molecular function: GTP binding; structural constituent of cytoskeleton. Gene Ontology annotation, cellular component: cytoplasm; microtubule.
CAGCUUCCCUUUCGCCUCACUGCCCUGACUGGAACGUGCGACUCUGUCACCGACUUUUUUUUAAAAGCCCUCUCGCUUCCUGAGCAUGCGCCGAACGGAAACCCCUGUCGCCGCCGCGCAUGUGCGCUGAGCCAACGGCCCUGCCAAAAAUUUCCCGCCUGAACUCGAGCAGUUCAGAGAUGGAGGGGCGGGGGAAUGGAGAAUGUACGCAUGCGCCUGGAGGGGAAGCGGCCGUGAAGAGGUACAACCGUUAACUUCCUGAGGGCGGUUGAGGUUCGCCCUAAAAUUGCUUAGCCCCGAAGGGAACCAUUCAGAGGUGGGAUCCAGCAGGUUCUCACAGGUUCCCGAGAGGAUGAAGCUAAAACAGGAUUAAGGCAAGCAUGUCAAUCAUUACAAUACAACUUGGGCAGUGCGGUAACCAGAUUGGCCGUGAGGUGUUUCAGACAAUCUCCACAGAUCUCCAUAGCACACGCGGACUGAGUUCCAGAAAGGAAAAUGAUGCCUAUCGAGCAGCUUCCAAAGAGCGCUUUUUCAGUGAGGAGGAAACUGGAGUUCCAGCUGCUCGGGCAGUUCUUGUUGACAUGGAACCCAAAGUAAUUGGGCAGACUUUAUCAGUGGCCUUGAGGUCCGGCUCCUGGAAAUAUGACCAUCAAUCACACUUCUGUCAAAAGCAAGGUUCAGGAAACAACUGGGCCAGCGGUUAUUGCAUUCAUGGGCCCAAACACAAAGAAGCCAUCAUGGACCUGGUGCAGAAGGAAGCUGAGAAAUGUGACCAGCUGAGCGGCUUCCUGAUCCUCCUGAGCAUGGCUGGUGGGACUGGGUCAGGCCUGGGAGCUUUUGUGACCAGAAGCUUAAGGGAUGCCUACCCAACAUCAUUUCUGCUGAAUCAUGUAAUCUGGCCCUACAGCCUGGGAGAGGUUAUUGUUCAAAACUACAACUCGGUCCUGACCCUCUCACACCUCUACCAGACCUCCGAUGCUCUCCUUGUUCACGAGAACGAUGCCAUCCACAGGAUCUGCGCACAGCUCAUGAACAUCAAGCAGAUCUCUUUCCAGGAUGUCAAUCAAGUCAUUGCGCAUCAGCUAGGAAGCAUCUUCCAGCCAGCUUAUUCCUCUGAUGGUGCUUCUCAGUACAGCAGAAGUCCUCUAGGUGACCUGAUGGAAGCUCUUGUGCCUCAUCCAGAAUUUAAAAUGUUGGGUCUCCGGAACAUUCCGCAGAUGUCUGAAAACUCUCUUGCUUUCAGUACCUUUGCGUGGCCUGCACUCCUGAAACACCUGAGACAGAUGCUUAUUGCUAAUGCCAAAAUGGAAGAAGGUAGAACUCUUUGUUUUAUUAUUAAAAAUGUGAAAGUCAUUACAAUUUCCAAUAACAUUGUCAUUAACUUUUAAGUACAUAACCAUUAAAGAUACAACAUUUGUAUACUGUAAGUUAAUAAAAACGCGAAGGAAGGCAAGUGGGAAAAUCUGGAAUGGAUUGCAAUGGGGGGAGCCUCUCCCCCAAAAAAGGAAACUUGCCAAAAACUUAAGGAAGUGAAAUGUAAGACAGUUCUAUUUAUAGUAAUCAAAAUAACAGUACUUAUCAUCCAGUCCGUGCUCAAAGCGUUAAGUUCAUUCAUAAGUGUAGGAAUACGCUUACUUAAAAUUGCGGUUUGGACCAUCUUAGAAGCUCCGCAGCCAAGGAGUUUGCCAACCUAUUCCAUCCUUCUAGGCACUAAACUUCACGGAAAUUACAUCUACUUGCAACUCCACAUGCUGGCAUUCAUCUGUUCAGCCACUCGCGCUCGCGCACGUCAUUCAUGAAAGGUUUCCUACACUUAUGAGUGAACUUAACGCUUUGAGCACGGACUGGAUGAUAAGUACUGUUAUUUUGUAUUACAUGUUGCAGUAUCUGUUAUAUGUAUUUAAUAUUGAUUACUAUAAAUAGAACUGUCUUACAUUUCACUUCCUUAAGUUUUUGGCAAGUUUCCUUUUUGGGGGGAGAGGCUCCACCCGUUGUGAUCCAUUCCAUACUGUAGGUUAAUGCCAGUUAAGGAAAAGAACGUUUAAAAACCUCACAAAGAAAAAAGGGGUGGGGGGGGGAAGAAAAUUUUUUUAAAAAAAAAAUCAUAGUCAAUAGGAUUAAUAAGUAAGAUUAAAAAAAGAAAAACCUUGACUUUCCAACAUUGUGCGAGAAAUUUCCUUCAACCUCCUAGUUCCUUGAGUCUGCACAUACUACAACUAAAUUAAUUAUAUCUUUCAUACAGACUACUCUCUAGUCAGAUAUACAUAAAUCAAUAUUUCUUAUGAUUUUAUCUCAUAUUUAUAUUUUUAUAAUUAUUAUCUCCUUGUGGCUCUUAUAUGAGCCUUUCAAAUGUAUGUGUUGUUGAUCUUAUGUAUGUUCUUAUGUGUUUUUGCAUUACUUCUCAGAGCGUGUAUAUAUAAUCUUAGAACUACUAAAUACAUCUCUCGAAGGCCCCUUCCGCACAUGCAAAAUAAUGCUUUUUCAAACCACUUUCACAACUGUUUGCAAGUGGAUUUUGCCAUUCCGCACAGCUUCAAAGAGCACUGAAAGCAGUUUGAAAGUGCAUUAUUCUGCAUGUGCGGAAUGAGCCGAAGAGAGGGAAGAAGGUAGAACUGUUAAUUGACUUAAAAGCUUCUCUGAGAGAGCGGUGGGCCCGAUCCCUCACCAUGGCUGUUCCCCUCCCCACCCAACUGACUGGUUUAAAUCACACAACCACCUCUUCUUCCUUUGCCUAUGGUAGAGGAAGUCCUGAACCUUUGUGAAUCUUCUGACAUCUUUAAAACUCUGACACAGAGUGGUGGGCACAGCCGCAAAAUGGCCACCAUAAAACUUCUGCCACAGGACACCUACAAAAUUGCUUCUGCAGCAUACAUCACAGUGAAGAUCCUUGUGCUGCGGUAGCAGCUGCCACUGAAGCAACAUACAAAACUGUAAUGUAUUGUAUUGAUUGUGAGGUACUGUAUUGUUUUAAGAGUCUGCAGCUGUUGCACUGG